AUGACUACCAUUCUACAGACUGCCAACUCUCUCGAACCUGGAAGAAUGAGCCAGCCGAUAGCGGCGCGAAGGAGCAAGCGUAUUGCAGCAUACGACGAAGAAGAUGGAGACUUUGUCUUCACCCGUGCAUCGAAACGGACCAAAUCACGAUCCUCGGAAUUAACAGCGGCAUCAGUCUCAACGCCCGCGCCCGUAGUGAGGCGGGCAAAAGCGUCUAAACAGACCCACGAUCGUGAGCACGAACCGACGAUAAAUAAUACACGAAAUAAAGGGAGCAAGCGUAGCAACACCACUCCUCAGCAUGAUAAUGAUCCGCUCACCAUUCCCCGAUCCAGGAAGACCCCUCGUAAAUCAGUUGGCAGAGGCCAGAAUACAAAAACGGCUGGGACGACAAUUGGUUCUGUGACGACAAAUGAUCAAGUUCAGCAGCAAUUGACUCUAAAGUCUGUCGAGUCGCAGCAACUGCCUGUCGAAUAUAAUAAGAGCUCUACCGUUGUAUCGCUACCGUGGAGCGAUACCCCUGUAAUUGAUCGCAACAAAGAAUUUCGGAAAAAGGCAGGAGGAAGUGCUCGCAGAAGCAGUCUUGGAAUGCGAGGACGACGAGCUAGCUCUCUGAUUAAUAAUGGGCACAGUGCAAUCCCACAUCGCGAAGUUGAGACUAGGGAUUUUUACAAAUACAUUGAAGCUGAGGGAUUGAGCGAGCCUAGGCGAAUGAAGCAGCUUUUAGUAUGGUCAAGUGAGCGGUGUAUGGGUCCCAAACCAUUGCACGGUGAUCCAGAUAGUGCGGCGGAAUUGGCGGCCCGGCACAUCAAAGAAGCGUUGCUGAAGGAAUUUUCCAGCCGAUCCGAAUAUUCUGAUUGGUUCAGUAGAGACGAAACAACGCCACCUAAAAUCGUCAAAAAACCGAACCCGCGCAAUGUAGAAUUAGAAAACAGCCUUGCCAUUGUAGAAUCACGACUCAAGCUGUUACAAGAAGAGAGAGAUCAAUGGAAGGCCCAAUUAAAACUGCCAGCGUCCAUUGCCCCAAUACAUCAGGACGUCAGAGGUAUUUUGAAUCCAUCAGAUAUCGACUCCUCGCUGCUUGACCCCGAACAAGCUGCUAUCCUUGCUGAAGUUUCCUCAUGUUCGUCACAGGCUCUUCGUAAACAGGCCUCUGAACGCCUCCAAACACUUCAAUCGGGUCUAGAAUUCCACGUUGACCAACUAGCAGAUGGCGUCCAUAAGCUAGAAAAAUAUCAAGAGACGGUUGGAAAAAUAGCCGAUAAAUUUCUAAAUCUAGGUCAGCUGAGAUUGGAAGAGCGCGAUAAAAGAGUAAAAGAGCAAAUCGGUACGCGAGAUUUGCCGAUGCAAGAAGUAUUACGCAGUCUCAGUCGUAUACUACCCUGA
Messenger RNA from Blumeria graminis f. sp. triticale, 1386 nucleotides. The record is from the annotation of a GenBank genome assembly. Lineage: Eukaryota; Fungi; Ascomycota; Leotiomycetes; Helotiales; Erysiphaceae.